AUGAUGACGACUGACUCUAGCUCGGCUUACGGAACGACAUCGUUAUGGACCUGGGGGCCGGUCUAGCACAGAAAGAUGCAGGACGAUGGCCUUUUGCUGACCGCGCGAUCCUGUCCUUCUGCCCAUUUCAUCAUACAGAACUUGAGGUCCAAGCGCCAGGUCGCCUUCAAGCGUGCCGAGCAGUACGUCAACGAGUACAAGAAGGCCGAGCGUGAGGAGAUCCGCCUCAAGCGCGCCGCCAAGGCCGCCGGCGACUUCUACGUCCCCGCCGAGGCCAAGGUCUACUUCGUCAUGCGAAUCAAGGGGUGAGUAGCUGGUUGGGGAAAUGACGAGACCGCGAACUGUAGCAGCAAAGUACUGAUCCGCGUCGCCCGCCGUCUCGCCUGCGCUCAGCAUCAACAACCUUGCGCCCAAGACGAAGAAGAUCAUGCGAUUGCUCCGCCUCUUGCAGAUCAACAACGGUGUCUUUGUCCGUGUCACCAAGGCCACGUCGCAGAUGCUCUUGAUGGUCGAGCCCUACAUCACCUACGGCGAGCUCUCGCUCUCGGCCGCGCGCUCGGUCAUCUACAAGCGAGGUGCGCUCAAGAUCAACGGCCAGCGCAUCCCCAUCACCUCGAACCAGGUCGUCGAGCAGGCCCUCGGCAAGCACGGCAUCCUCACGAUCGAGGACAUCGUCCACGAGAUCGUUACGUGCGGCCCCGCGUUCAAGCAGGUCAGCAAUGCGCUGUGGCCCUUCAAAUUGUCCAACGCGCUCGGCGGCUACCGAACCCGAAAGUUCAAGACCUUCAUCGAGGGUGGUGAGACCGGCAAGCGUGAACACUUUAUCAACGACCUCGUCCGGUAA
Messenger RNA from Microbotryum saponariae, 844 nucleotides. The record is from the annotation of a GenBank genome assembly. Lineage: Eukaryota; Fungi; Basidiomycota; Microbotryomycetes; Microbotryales; Microbotryaceae.